ACGUGACUGACCUCGGAUUAUGCAGACCAGGCCAUCGAAGCUCAUCUCACCGGGUAACCCCACCCACCCUCGGAUUUCUGCGGUGAGCUUGUGGUACGGGCCACACACCGUGCAACAGAGCACAUACAAAGCGAUUUCCGACCAUCUCUGAAGAGGGAAAAAAAAUUUUCUGAAGGCAUCUUUUAAUGAAAAAUUUCUGUGAAAAGUACCAAAUCCAAGCCAUAUUCAAACUUCAUUGAAGAGUCUGGUAAUUUUUCCCAUUAGCUCUAACUUUUAAGACUUUUACACAUACACAAUCAAUAAUGGCUUUCACUCCAGGUGGUAGAGGUGGCAGAGGCGGUGCCAGAGGUGGCUUCGGUGGCCGUGGUGGCCGUGGUGGUGCCAGAGGUGGUUUCGGUGGUGCUCGUGGUGGCCGUGGUGGUGCCAGAGGUGGUGCCCGUGGUGGUGCUAGAGGAGGAAGAGGUGGUGCCCGUGGUGGCCGUGGUGGUGCUCGUGGUGGUGCUAAAGGUGGUGCCAAGGUUGUCAUUGAGCCACACAGACACGCCGGUGUCUUCAUCGCCAGAGGUAAGGAGGAUUUGCUUGUGACGAAGAACAUUGCACCAGGCGAGUCCGUCUACGGUGAGAAGAGAAUCACCGUUGAGGAGCCAUCAAAGGAAGAGGGUGUCCCACCAACCAAGGUUGAAUACCGUGUUUGGAACCCUUUCAGAUCUAAGUUGGCUGCCGGUAUCAUGGGUGGUUUGGAUGAACUCUUCAUAGCCCCAGGUAAGAAAGUGUUGUAUUUGGGUGCUGCUUCUGGUACUUCCGUCUCCCACGUUUCUGAUUUAGUUGGACCAGAAGGUUUGGUGUACGCUGUCGAGUUCUCUCACAGACCAGGUAGAGAGUUGAUUGGUAUGGCAAAGAAGAGACCAAACGUCAUCCCAAUCAUUGAGGAUGCUAGACACCCACAGAAAUACAGAAUGCUUGUUGGCAUGGUUGAUGCUGUCUUUGCUGAUGUUGCCCAACCAGAUCAAGCCCGUAUCAUUGCCCUCAACUCCCACUUGUUCCUCAAAGACCAAGGUGGUGUCAUCAUCUCCAUCAAGGCCAACUGUAUCGACUCCACCGUGGAUGCUGAGACUGUCUUUGCCCGUGAGGUGCAAAAGCUUCGUGAGGAGAAGAUCAAGCCAUUGGAGCAAUUGACAUUGGAGCCAUAUGAGAGAGACCACUGUAUCGUCAUUGGUAGAUACAUGAGAAGUGGGUUAUAAGCGUGAUGCCUAAGUGUAAAGCGUUAUGAUUAGAUCGGAGUUCGAUGAGGAGAAGACGAAGACGGAAAAAGUGAGAAAGGCAUAUCAAUUCUUAGAGUCUAUUGAUUCGAGUAAUUUCUGCAUGUACAUUAUAUCGGUUUUUUUAUAGUUAAUUAGCCAAUCAAUUUUGGCAAUGAAGUUA
Messenger RNA from Williopsis jadinii, 1422 nucleotides. It is a transcript of the gene NOP1, whose product is annotated as rRNA methyltransferase NOP1. Gene Ontology annotation, molecular function: rRNA methyltransferase activity; RNA binding; histone H2AQ104 methyltransferase activity. Gene Ontology annotation, biological process: rRNA methylation; box C/D sno(s)RNA 3'-end processing. Bases 303 to 1241 code for a protein of 312 amino acids. Lineage: Eukaryota; Fungi; Ascomycota; Saccharomycetes; Phaffomycetales; Wickerhamomycetaceae. Gene Ontology annotation, cellular component: nucleolus; box C/D methylation guide snoRNP complex; small-subunit processome. The transcript has a single exon. The record is from RefSeq and is a predicted model, not a curated record.